Polychytrium aggregatum is the source of this 5098-nucleotide messenger RNA. RefSeq lists its product as uncharacterized. NCBI's taxonomy places the organism in Eukaryota, Fungi, Chytridiomycota, Chytridiomycetes, Polychytriales. Bases 1 to 4983 code for a protein of 1660 amino acids. The record is from RefSeq and is a predicted model, not a curated record. The transcript is spliced from 15 exons.
AUGUCGGUUCAUUCGUCGAGCCAGCCAUCCAAAUCGUCGCUCUCGCAAAGCAGCUCGGCCUUUGCAGCCUCCAAGAGCACCCACAGUAGCUCGGGGUUGUCUGGAGCCAAGAAGGGCAGCCUUCGCGCGAGAGCCAAAAACCACUCCUGGAAGGAAAAGUACUGGGACUACUGGCUGAAGCAGCCCUUUAUCGACUCCUGCGUCGCUCUCAACAAGGAGGAGGGCAGUAACUUUGUGGCCAUCAUCGUCGUUGGGCUCGAGUUUCUCCAGAUGGCCGCUUACGCGUUCAUCGAUAUCGAAUGGGGCAACUACGGCGACAGCUUUGGCGACUUUUUGGAAUCGCUGCAGUUUGAAUACCUAUUCUCGAGAUUCACGUCGCAGACGUUCGCCAUCAGCUCUCUCGUCGUGGCGUUCCUGUUUGUGGUACUGCUCCUGUUCCUCUCUGUAUAUGUCAUAUUUGCUUUCAAAACAGGCAAAUUCUUCAUCGGAAUCUGGCCCAUUCGUGUUCUGCGGACCUGCGUUUCUAUCCUGCCACGGAUUGUCUAUGUCCCUUUACUGGACAUUCUGCUUCGGACUCAUGUACAAGGCCAAGCGAUGAUACGGAGCUCCAGCUCAAAUAUCCUUGGAUAUGUGUUCAUCGUCCUCACGUGCAUAUCCCUGGUGAUACUGGUCCCAUUUUCGCUUGUGAUGUCACUCAUCUUUCUGAACCCAAAUCCACAAAACAAAUCCAUUCUCGCCAAGCCCAGUGGCAGACUGGAGGUCAUUGAAUCGUUCCUAAAAACCCUUCUUGUGUUUUUGACUGUCCUUUUGGAAGAAUACGCUAUCGUUCGAUGCGCCAUCUUGCUGCUCAACGGCGUCAUCAUAUCGCUUUAUCUCUUCUGCUAUUUACCGUAUUACUCCCGGAUCAUGAACAUUCUCCGGAUGAUCAUGAGCAUGGAAUUUAUCAUCGUCAGUGGCUUUGGCAUGUUCCAGCUCCUACAGUAUGGCCACACUGUCUUUCACGCUACUACAGACUCAUCGGUCACCGGCGCAGACAUUGUGUACUUUGUAUGGCUCUCGGCGACCAUAGUCAGCGCCGUGCUCUGCUAUUUCCCCUUCAGUUGGUACUACGAGCGUCGGACCCACUAUAUUUUGAAAAGGUUUGAAAGCGAUCCCGAAGACCAGAGGAUCGCCAAUAUCAACACCGAUCUGGCCGAGCAAAUCGGCGCGUCCUUGGCCUCGGUCAACUUCUGGAGUCCUUACGAGGUCGAAAUUGCCACGCGAUUUCUCUACGGCCACGCCAAUCCCACACAACUACAGCUCAAGUACGCCGAGCUGGUGUACUGCCGUGGACUUCAACAAUUCUCCGACACAGAUCCGGUGAUGCUGAUUUUCGCAUCCAUAUUCUUUGGGAUCUACAUGAAGGACGUGCGCGCCUGGCGGCUGUAUAUUCAAAAGGCCGAAAAGAUCCCGUGUUCGAUCGACAUCCAGCUGAUGAUUGCCCAGAGUAGCAUGGAGCGAAAGAGACAUACUGUGCAGCAAAGCCAGAUGGCUGGAGAAGAGGUCGAUGUUCUGGACCAGAUCGAUCGCCGAAACAAGCUUCGUGUCGCCAGGCGCUGUACCAGCGAAGCGGUGGACUUGAUUGUCGCCCUGUGGAGAAGCUUGAUGCUUGACAAGCUCGAUUCGGACGGCCUGCAGAAGAUGGCAACUCGAAUCAGCAACAAGGAGAUCAAAGCCCAAAAGAACUUUGAGAAGCUUUUGGACAAGCACUCGCAGGACAUUGAAGUGCUAUACUACUACGCCGACUUUCUAGAGCGAGUGCAGAUGGAGUACGACCGCGUCGACCAAAUCUUCAAGUUUAUAGCGGCUAAGCAGGAGCAGCUCGAAGCCAACAACGACUACGUUAAUAAGGUUCACUCGGAAGACCAGCUCAACACUCAGGUGAAGAAGCCCAAGAAGGUAUUCUUGCCACCGAGGAGAACGAUUACAAAGAAGGAAAUGAGAGCCGUCAAGAAGUUUCGAAGUGAAAUCUUCUCCAUGAAGUCAAGGGGCAUCAGGCUGCUCAAAGUCAUCACCAUCGGGCUGUCCGCUAUACUCAGCGCCAUCGCCUUGGGACAGUUUGUGUGGUUUAAUGUUACAACGGCAAUGCUGUCAAGCUCAAUUUCAGUCAUUGAAGAAAGCGGCUGGAGACGGGAAAUUGCAACUCUAGUUCCGAUAAGACUCCGUCUCAUACAAGAAGCCUAUCUGACUGGCGAUAUUGCAACAGCUCAAUACUACGUCAAUGAAUCCAUGGCCAACUUUACUACGUUCUUCAACACUCAAGAAGCGCUGUUCUUCGGAUCGGACAUGAGCACUCCUUCGUAUUCCUUCUGGCUGACACCCUGGAUCCGUCUCGUGUACUUCAUGAACGGAAAUGUGACCAAUUCCACAUGGAUAAACUACCUCAGUACCUGGGAUGCCUCGAGCGAGUUCUGGCGCAUGGGCCGCGAGGCAGUAGGCAUCUCUGCGAGUUCAUUUCUAUCAUCAGCACACUACUCGAAUCCGUCUUGGAGAUUCGUCAUGAGCAAUUUCCCAUACACCUACGCCAAUGCGUACGACAAAUGCACCACGAUGAUGGUUUCUGACAUGCAAAACGGCGUUCAAACGGUGAUAUUGGCUGAGUGGAUUGCCCUCGGGGCGGUUGGGGCGAUCCUGCUGCUCGUGGGUGUGUUUGUGUUCCGACCGGUUCUCGACACUACCUUUGAGGAGACGGAGCUGUCUCUGCAAGCUGUUUUGACGAUACCCAAGGCCAACAUGGAAUAUUGCUACAGCAAGGCCCUCGAAAUGAAAAACAUGCGCAACGCCUGUAGCUCCGAGCAUGAGGUAGAUCAGCUCUCAGAUGAAGAACUCAGUGGUGACGAUGCCGACGACAAGGGCAACGAAUCGUCUUCAAAAGUGACUGAAGCCCGGAGAGUGGUUUAUAUCAAGCUCACAUGUCUCUACGCGGCGUCGUUAGUGCUUACGUUCAUCGCCCUAACGAUUUACGUCGUUGUGACUGCGCUUGGCUCAAUGAGCGUUCGAGAAGCUGGAAAUCGCGUCAACGUCGGCAUGGCCAUUCGAUACAUCAGUUAUCGAGUGGCAUUUUUUGUCAACGAGCUUCAACUCAACGACUUUUACCUGUAUCCCCGACAAAGCAUACUACAAGGAUACAUACAAAAUGAUCUGGCCACUUUCAACCAAAUGCAGUUUGCCCUCUUGUUUGGCGACCCGAAUCUUGGGAUCAGUCAAGGAAGGCUUCCCCAAGCUGUUGGCGAUGUCAUGUUCACUCCAACCUACACGAUUAGCAGUGUCAACGGCGGAUACGAAAACGCCUCCGUGGACGAAAUGGUCAAUAUAGUACUGAACGAAGUCACUAUACUUCAGGAAACGGUUAUGGUGGGACCAAACAACCCGUCGGCUCAGCGAGUCGUCGAGCUCGUUCCGAACAUUGUUGAUGGAUUCAUGCAUCAAGUCAGCGUUACCCAGGCACUUUUUGAACAAAGCAUCACCGACCUACAAAGACAGUCCACCAUACUGUGCUGCAUGGUGAUUUUCUUCCUCAUCGUCAACUACUACUACAGCUUUCGGAAACUCCAAAAGAUCGCCGAGGAGGGCGAGGCCAAGUGCCGGCGGUUGCUGCUCAUGAUUCCGCCAACCUCCGCGACACGCAAUCGAGCAUUGCAGACGUUGCUUUUGGGCAAAUCCAAGGUCGAUGCGUAUUUCAUGGACCUCAACCGUUUGGACGACGCACAGAAUCCCGGCGAGUGUCGCUCAGGAGCACUUCCGCCAACCCUGAUCACACCUGAACAACCAAAAGUCCAGUCGGAGCCAAAUAAUGCUCAGGUUAUGACGUGGGUAAACCGGAUACGCGGAUCAGUCGCUGGAGUCACAGGCUGGAGGAGAAAGAGUAACUUUACCGGCACAAGUGCGUCCGCAAACUCCAGUCAUCCCGAAACUGCUGUCAGAACCAGUUCUUCUGCUCUGGACCAAGAACCAAACCAAUCUCUCAAACUCGCUAUCGCCAAUGACGAUGAGGAGCCGGAGCUGCGGGCAGAACCAAGGACUGAACCGCCAACCAACCCCAAUGCCAGCAGACGCAGCGUUAUAAUGAAGUCUUACCAAGCUGAAAGCGCGGGGGUAUCAAAGGGAUCGCCCGGAGACUCGCUGCGGGGGUCGCUUCGCACCUCUAUACGGGACUCGGCAAGAGAUUCCGAUUCAGUUCUGGGUCGCGAUUCGGUGAUUCGGGCAGCGAGUGCUGUGUGGUUGAAGAAGCUCCGUAACUCUGUCACUCUCCGAAGCCCACGGCCGCCUGCCGAGGAGCCAGAAGCUAAUCGCAACCCGUUUGAGGAUGAACUUGAGCAAACUGCAGAAUAUGCUGAGAGGCUGUCCCGUAUGUCCCAGGCCGGCAGUCGGCCAAACGAAGCGGUUCUCCAAAUCCUCCAGCCGAUCGAACAAGAGUCUCGGUCUCACUCCGAUACCCAGAUCAGCGAGGAAUCGCUGCAGGGCUUGCACAAUGACUCCCAAUGUCUCUCCCCGGGCUCACAUCGCUCACCGUCACCGGCAACAUCCAGCGCAUCCGCAUCCGCACCGAGCCUGAUCAAAUAUGACGCUGUGCUCACGGCAGCUGAUGCUCACGAUAAUCAAGCCGAAGCCGAUCCCAACGAUAUGCACGAUUUUGAGGAGAAAUCUCACCCAAAUGAGCCCUUUGGAAACCAGUACCAGUUCCCCCGCGUUCGUUCCAUGGAGAUGCUUGGAGCGCCGAAGCCUGACGUGGAACAAACGAGAAACAGCGAAGUCGUGUCGAGCCCAACGCACCACCACCCGCCAACCUCUGUGAAGUUGCCUGGAAAGUCAGCGCUGAAAAAUAGGAGCGUGACCAGCUCGACGUUCAUGUCGAGGGAUGUCACAUCGUCUGAUCUGAAAAUUGCCAAGGAAGGAAGCAGCCGCGUCAAGUUUGAUUUCAAGCCGAGCGAGACCACCGAGUGAAUUGACAUCAAACAAAAUCCACUCUCAAUCAUAUGGAGCCUCGCCACGGAGAUACAGUGUUUUCAAAAAUGCAGCCAGACAUCCCCCCUAUUGUGUGGAAAUAUAGAUUCGCCCA